Messenger RNA from Aspergillus tubingensis, 231 nucleotides. RefSeq names its product DUF2945 domain-containing protein. The record is from RefSeq and is a predicted model, not a curated record. Bases 1 to 231 code for a protein of 76 amino acids. The transcript is spliced from 3 exons. Lineage: Eukaryota; Fungi; Ascomycota; Eurotiomycetes; Eurotiales; Aspergillaceae.
AUGCCCGACUACGCAACAGGUGAUACGGUUCGCUAUAAGCCUAUUGGCGGACCUGAUUCCAAAACUGCCGAAGCAAUCGGCAUCAUCCGGGACGUCCGCACGCACUCUGGUACCAUGACGGGGCGGAAGAUCGAAGCGUCGGAUGAGAUGCCGCGGUAUGAGAUCGAGAACUCUCAUACACAUAAACGAGCGGCGAUCAAGGAGAGUAGUAUUCUUGGACCGGCGGAGUGA